AAAAAAAAAGUAGUACCAGUGUGGUAAAUUUGAUCGAAGAAUAGGGUUAUUUAAGUAAUCUUUCAAGACUUCAUCACCCUCUUUAUUCAUAGUCAUAAAUAAUAUAAUAUAAUGUAAUCCUCCGUUCCCCCCCUCUCAGAGACCGGAAGAGGCAAAAGAUGUCGGGAAAAGGCGCCAAGGGUUUGAUUACGGGCAAGACCUCAGCUACCGACAAGGAUAAGAACAAGAAGAAACCCACCUCUCGCUCUUCUCGCGCUGGCCUUCAGUUCCCAGUUGGCCGGAUCCAUCGAUUGCUGAAGUCAAGGACCAUGGCUCAUGGAAGGGUAGGAGCAACGGCUGCUGUUUAUUCUGCUGCUAUUUUGGAGUAUUUGACUGCUGAGGUGUUGGAGUUGGCUGGAAAUGCUAGCAAAGAUCUCAAGGUGAAACGUAUCACUCCCAGGCAUUUGCAACUUGCAAUUCGAGGUGAUGAAGAACUUGAUACUCUUAUCAAGGGCACCAUUGCUGGUGGUGGAGUCAUCCCUCACAUCCACAAGUCACUUAUCAACAAAUCAUCCAAGGAAUAGCUUUCUAAAAGGAUUUUAUGUGCAUCCGUUUGCCAUGGCGAAAAAAAAAAAAAUCCUUGCUGAAGUGAGCCUGCCAUCCACAGCCAUGGAUUUGUUCAAAACCUGUUGUGUGAUCAGGGUUAUGCAUUUAAGUUUUAAAUUGUUAGCUUAUACUUGUUUUCUUUCAUUUCAGUUGGAGGACUUAGUAUACUUCUCAUAAAUGUUUCCUUUUUGUUUAGGACUAGGCAAAUUAUGUUGGAUAUAUCAUCAACAGUGUUUGACAUAUCUAAUCUUUGUUCAAACAUUACUAUACUAAUGUUAAUAUCAACUUGAGUGAUAUUAUUUCAUA
Messenger RNA from Hevea brasiliensis (rubber tree), 891 nucleotides. Its product is annotated as probable histone H2A variant 3. Gene Ontology annotation, cellular component: nucleosome. Bases 159 to 563 code for a protein of 134 amino acids. The record is from RefSeq and is a predicted model, not a curated record. The transcript has 3 exons. Lineage: Eukaryota; Viridiplantae; Streptophyta; Magnoliopsida; Malpighiales; Euphorbiaceae. Gene Ontology annotation, molecular function: structural constituent of chromatin; protein heterodimerization activity; DNA binding.